Messenger RNA from Podarcis lilfordi (Lilford's wall lizard), 16945 nucleotides. NCBI's taxonomy places the organism in Eukaryota, Metazoa, Chordata, Lepidosauria, Squamata, Lacertidae. The record is from the annotation of a GenBank genome assembly.
CCCGCCUCGCGCCACGGCACGUCGCGAGCGCGCCCUUCGGACACCCGUCCCCGUCCCUCCCCCUCCCCGCGGGAAGCGCCACCUCACCCAACCCCUGUUCCCGCCCUGUCAGCGCGCGAGCUGUCAGUUGAGGGCGGGCGGGUGGUGUGUCCCCGACGUCAUAUGGGCCGCCUGCCUCCCAUUGGCUGGAGCGGCCUCACCAGACUGAAAUGUUGUUCUCGGGGCUACCCAGGAAAGCUCCCUGUCGGCUUCCCCCCGCCCCUUCGGCCGCCGCCGCCGCCGCCGAUACAGUCGUCAGCGCCGCGGCGCCCCCUCCCGCGGAGAGAGGCGAGGGAGGGCUCUGGCGCGGCCGGCCCUGCGGCUGCGGGUAGGUCGGCUGCGAGUAACGUGACUUCGGGGCUCGCCGCUUUAUAAGCCUUUCAGCCAGGCGCUGGUGGCGCGCGAGCGGGGAGAAGGGAGGGACCUGUGCGGCUGAGGGAGACGGAGCCUGGCUGAGCAGGUAGGCAGGCGGGCAGGAGCGAGGGAAAGGGGCGGCGGCGAGGGGGGGCUGCCACCCCCGCCUGCCCGCUUCAUGGAGGCGGCUGCGGGUGCCUUGAGGACCGUAAGUCCCAGGCACGAAGCCUCCCUAUACAGGGGGAGUCUAUCUCCGGGCGGUAGGUGCUGACGGGGCCGGGCAACCAAUGGGGGGGAGGUUAUGGCGGGGAUGGGGGAAGGAGAGAAAUGGCUGCGGCCUUCGUCCCUCCUUGGUGGUCUUCUCACCGGGGAGCGCGGGUGGCGGCGUUGGGGAUCAAAGCUGGGCUGCUUUGCUCCUCCAGCCCCUUUGCUGCGUUUUCGCCGCUGCCCCUGCAGGGGGAGGGAUGCCCAACAAGUAGGAGACGCGAGCACGCAGCCCUAUCUCUCGCCCCCUCCCGUAUUUGUUCUCUGUGCCUUGCACAAAAAGAAAGAAAGGCGCCCUUUUGCAGUAAAAUAAUCGGCGGUCAUCUAGCCUGGGGCCGCUGCUGGAGGGAGAAGGAAGGUGGAAAAAGCUCCCCUCGUUUUGAUCCCGUCUAGGCGGAUCCUCGAAGCAGCAGUGAGCCCCAGACGUAGCUGUGUGGAAGAUAAAAGCUUGCCAGCACCUUCCCCACCUUGGUUGGUUGCAACAGGCAUAUCCUGCGAAGGUGUUAUGCAUCUGUAGAAGCCGGGGAAAGGCUAGGCAGGGUGGGUUUUGUGGUACUCGCACACACAAAUCAUCACAUAAGCAGCAAACUUGGCAAAAGGCCUGGGAUGGCCACGUGUCAUGUAUGAUUUAGUUGAGAUUCCUGCAUUGCAGAAGAUUGGAUUAGAUGACCCUCAGGGUCUCUUCCAGCUCUACAAUUCUAUGAUUCUGUUCUUUGUCUGUUUCCUUGGAAGCAGCUGUCACGGACUUCAGUGGGUCUUUUAAGUAUGCAUGCAUAGGAUUGUAAUUUUUAGAGAUGGAAGGUAUGUGUGAAUCUCCAGCACUUGGGAAUUUUGACCCUGUUGUCAUUAUUUUACAGGUGAAGAUCUAAGCGUUCUCCAAAAAGAAUGGGUAGCGGGUACUUAAGUCCUCCCCAAGUGUUUUCAAUAAAUGGGGAUGGAAGAUCUAAAUAGAUACUUGAAAAACCUAACACAAGGGUAGAGGAUGGAGCAUAGAGCAACUAUCAGUUGCUCCUGAUAGGCAUUCAAUACUCCUAGCUUUCUGAAAGGCUAGUUUCUCUCUGGUGAAAUAUUCCCAGGAAUGAAAGCAGUCUAGGAAUGCUUGCACUUUUGGUUUGGGUUGCACCCAGCUCUCAUAUGUGGGAAAGAGAAUUGUCAGGCUAUUGAUUCUAGAGAAAAAUUGGACCUGUUGCCCUCCAGCAGUAGGAGAUCCCUGGAAGCAGUACAAUUCAAGUAAUCCCUCCCAGGGCAGGGGACUGUAGCAGAAAUAACGUUAGCUUCAGGUGGAUAAAGAUUAAUAUCCAGUUGAUAAAACUUUUCACUAAAAUAAUUUCCAGGGGCAGGCAUGUUAGUCAGCUGCAGCAACAACAGCAGUCUUUUGACAUCUUAAAGACUAACAUAUUUUAUAAUAAAACUUUAGUCUUUAAGGUGUAGCAAAACUGCUUUCUUUUAAAAGAAGGCAGUAUUGGAAGCCGCUGCCCAAACACCAAAAGGAAGAUCCUAGCAAGUUCCAAUAGGCACAUCUUAAAAGCAGUAUAGGUAGUCUGUUAAAGGUUUUCCCAGAUCAGGGCAUUGUCUUCAUAUUGUGUCUAUACAAAUAACAAGGGCUGCUUGUAGCUUUGUAUAAAUUGCUAUGCAAGCAAUAGGUUUUUAUAAAGCAAAAUGUGUUAUUUUGAUCAUCUAGCAUGUCUAGUUCUACAACAUCAGAAUGGAUUCUGGAUCAUGUAUGUAAUGAAUGCUCUUUUGAGGCACUUCAAAGUUUUCUCUCUUCUGAAUUGGAAGGGCCAACUCACUGGGGAUGUUAGUAAUCAGCUGGAGGGGGGAAAUGAAAUUGUGAACUCUUUAGCUAUUAGACCAAGCCAUUGAAAAUCUGUAUUAUAAGCAUUGAUUAACUGUCCCAGGUCACUGAUACUAGGACAGCUUGGUGUUACUCUCUUAAUAUGUAUAAGAAUCUAAAGGAUCCAGUAUUUUUGUCACUAUAUAAGCAUCACUGUUUGUAUGGCAAUUGACAACUUCAUGUGCAAUGUCUGAAAACAUGCUAUUAUAUGCUUGUUUAUAAUUUUGUCAUGGUGUAGGGGCAUGUUUAAAGCUCUAGGUAGAUAUUCCUACCCUUCCUUUUAAGAAGCUGAAGGUAGUGCACAUGGUCCCCUGUCCCAUUCUCAUUUUAUCAUUGAAACAGCCUUAUGUGAUAGGUUGGACUGUGAGAGGGUGACUGGCCUAAGGUCACACUUUGAGCUUCAUGGCUGAGUGGGGAUUUGAACCUGUUUUUCCUCAGUCUGGUCAAGCGCUCCAGCCAUUACAUAUACUGUCGCUUAGAUUGUUUUGUAAUAGUAAUGGCAAGUGAUAUAGCAUUUUCGGUGUUCAGAAUGACAGUUGCAUACAUUAUGAGAACAAUCCUUACAACAAUCCUGCAUGGUAAACAAGCAUUAUCCCAACAUCAUGGGAUGAGAAUUGAGAGUUCUUUCCUUAAGGUCACUUUGUGAAUCAUGACUGAGAUAUCACUUAAAUGAAUGACCUCCUAGGUUGCAACUCAUUCUCUUAGCUACUAUGCUAUAUUAACUACAGUGUAUCCUAUCCAUCAGUGGAGUAUUACCCAUAUUCAAAAAUUGUCUUGGGCUUCCACACCUCACAUGGAAGUGAACUCUUUAACUAUUCUCUAGUGUCCAAAGCAAGGCUAUAGAAUAUUCUUACUUCCUGAAGUACUGAAGCUGACCAUAGGAUUGUUGGGUUUUCUUCAUAUGUUUUUCUGACCCUGACUUCUCAUUUGUAAAGAAAAUUCCUAUAUCUCAUGGUAGACAAGUACAACCCAUUAGUAGUUACACGGAUAAAGCACAUGGCAUACUUGAUGGCUGGCUUUGCAGCCUAAUGUUGGCACUAAUAACUUCUUGAUGCCCCUUUCAGAAAUCUCAUGGAGAAGCCUGUGUCCAGAACAGAAGAUCAUACCUGGAGUUGUUCCUGUACUGCCAGGAGAAGGCAGAGAACCCCCUUAGGUGGAAGUGCCACAGGGCUGGCAGCCAAAGUGGGCGAAAUGUUGAGCUCGUCUGUCUCGAGUUCUCCUCUAAAACUAGUGAGUCACAGCAUGCGGAACCCAAGCAGCUCAAACCUUGGCAGUGGCACCAGCAGCAGUUUGAACUUGAGCAGGGACGUAGUGCAACGGAGCCUGGUGCUCUUUGUCGUUGGCACUUUCCUCGCCCUGGUGCUGAACUUGCUGCAGAUCCAGAGGAACGUAACACUCUUCCCCGAGGAGGUCAUUUCUACAAUCUUCUCCUCUGCUUGGUGGGUGCCCCCUUGCUGUGGAACAGCAGCAGGUAAGUCACCAGACUAAACUUUAGUUGUUUGGGAAUCAUUGUGGAAAGAAGGCAUUGGCAGUUCUAGACAUUGGAUUGUAUUUUGUCGCUGGGUGGUAUUUGAGACCCGCAACUUGCUGGGGUUUGCUUCUUGAGUCUGCUGCACUCUUUUCAGGAUUGGCCAUGACUUAAGAGUCUGCAUGCUUUGUUAAUGCCAUCUAGCUGCUGAGCAAAUUGAGAGAACAAUCGGAUUAAGCAGAAGCAUGUUGUCGUCUAGGAAAGAGCAGGGAUGUAUAGCAGGUUACUUUCGUGGGCUGAUGCUGCUUUAAGAGUUGGCACUGUGGUUAGCCCUGGAAUUAGGGAAGAGUUUCCUCCAAGCUAUUGUCUGUCAAAGUUUUAGCACAGGAGCUUGCAUGACUCAUCACCACUCUCUGCCUUAUGAUUGGUUCCCUUUUGAAACUGGUGAGUCGCAUGUUCUCGCUCCUAUUGGUUGCCUGCCUUAACAUGCCACAUACUUGAAUCAAAAACAAGGAAGUCACAUGUUGCGGCAGCAGAGGAUGGGAAGUGAAGCUUGGCUAGCUGCCUGUUCUGAGAGCAGCUGCAGCAGCUUCAUUUGCCAGCAGAAAUGUAAGGGGAUUUCCUCCUGCACCGCCCCCCUGCAAAAGCUGUAGCAUACCUAGGACAAAAUGCUUAGUUAAAAUAGAAAUCUUUUUUGUUAUAUAAAGAAGCAGAACAAAUAGCUGAAUGUUAAACAACUCCUGCUGCUAACUACACAGUGGCUUCAAAUGGCACUAUAGGGGAGCAUUAAAACACAGCUGUAUUCUAUUAAGUAGAAUGUUGCAAUGCUUGGCAGAAAUGUUAGAAGUGUAAACAUGAAUCUUUAUGUUGGUAAAACUUUUGAAGAGAGCAACACAGAAAAGAGACGAAGGAGAAAAGCCUAAAUUUAUCAAGCUACCCCAAAAGUUCUUCAUGUCAUGGAUACUUUAGCUGAGAUUCCUGCAUUGCAGGGAGUUGGACUAGAUGACCCUUGAGGUCCCUUCCAACUCUACAGUUCUAUGAUUUUUAAUCCAAUGAAGGUUUAUCCCAAUCUCAGAAAUCUACUGGCUACUGCCAUUCCUUUUGAUUACUGUCUGAAUUCGAUAUGUUAUUUUCUGGCAACAUAAAAUUUAGUUUUCUAGUAAGUUUCUGCAGUACAAAACAGAGCUCUUGCCAGUGCAGGUGACACCUGCCCCUUUGGCUGCAGGUGUUGCUCUGGAGCAGGAUAUAUAUGUAUGUGCUUCUCAAAACGGGUGGCUUCAGUUUUAGCCACCUCUCUGCAUCAUGAGUAAAGCAGUGAACUUCAGAUAUGCUACACAGAAACAGCCAGUGUUUGUCCCACAGUAUUGUGUGCCCUCUGAAAUGAAACAAAACCAAGUUCUAGCCCAGGUGUCGCCAACCUAAGGCCCAUGGAGGCCGUUUAACCGGCCCACAAGCCACCCCCAAACGAAGCUGCCCUUUCGGCCAGCCCCCGUGCGCUGCGGUAACUAGCACAGCACGGGGACUAUUCCACGGCACCAGAAAUCACUUCUGCGCAGGCUCGAUUUUCGGCAUCUGGGCAUGCACAGAAGUGAUUUCCGGCGCCGCUGACAUGCGCAGACGUGAUUUCCGGCAUCGCACUGCGCCGGUCCGGCCCACGGAGGAUCUCCGUGGGAGUGAUCCAGCCCAUGCCCGGUAAGCCUUGCCGACCCCUGUUCUAGCCUGUAUAUUAACUGCUGUCACUCAGAGGCCAGUUGAAAUGGACUUAACCUUUUAAUAUACAGUGGUACCUCGCAAGACGAAUGCCUCGCAAGACAAAAAACUCGCUAGACGAAAGGGUUUUUUAUUUUUUGAGCUGCUUCGCAAGACGAUUUUCCCUAUGGGCUUGCUUCGCAAGACGGAAACGUCUUGCAAGUUUAUUUCCUUUUUCUUAACACCGUUAAUACAGUUGCGACUUGACUUCGAGGAGCAAGUCAUAGAACGCGGUGUGGUAGCCUUUUUUGAGGUUUUUAAAGACUUUGGUGAUUUUUGAAGCUUUUCCAAAACUUUCCCAACACCGUGCUUCGCAAGACGAAAAAAAUCGCAAGACGGCAAAACUCGCGGAACGAAUUAAUUUCGUCUUGCGAGGCACCACUGUACAGUGGUACCUCGGGUUACAUACGCUUCAGGUUACAGAGUCCACUAACCCAGAAAUAGUACCUCGGGUUAAGGACUUUGCUUCAGGAUGAGAACAGAAAUCGUGCUCUGGUGGUGCAGCGGCAGCAAGAGGCCCCAUUAGCUAAAGUGGUGCUUCAGGUUAAGAACAGCUUCAGGUUAAGAACAGACCUCUGGAACGAAUUCAGUACUUACUUAACCCAAGGUACCACUGUACUCCUGUUGUUGUAACUAAACAUGUAGAGCAAUAGUUCUGUCUGGCAUUAAGAGUUUCCAGCCCAGCAUCAGUUGGCCAUGUUGAUAAGGAAACUCUUCAUACUGGGGAAAAACACUGUGGGAAAAUAGCUUUAUGUGUGGCAGUGAGUGGGAACCAAGUCACCUGAUGAGGCUAUUUAAGCAGCUGCUGUGUGUGUUGGCAGCUUACCAGGUAGUAUUGGGCUCCAACUUCCAUCAGCUUUACUAGCAUGGCCAGUGAUCAAGGAUGUUGGGAGGUGGAGUUGACCAACAUUUGGAGGGCCACACAUUAGGCACCCCUGGUGUACACUGUCCUGUAACAAUCUGAAUGACUGGAAUGAUUGGAAGCAACUUCUGCUAAUAAAAACUGGCUGGUUGCUCUAGAAUGCAUUCUUCAGUGAUGCCUACAGCCAAUAGUUUACCUGUUAACUAGCAAAAGUGCUGUGGAAGUCAAAUGCCUGAACUUUGAAUUUUUAAAAAAAUCAUUAGUACUUAAAUGUGUUCCAUGUGGAUAUAUUUUUCAGAGGAAGGGGGGUGUAUGUGUGAAAUAUCUGUAAUAAAAAGUCAGAAGAAAUUUGGGCUCUUGGUCUAGGCAGCUAAUUAUUACUGUUAAAAUAUUGAUUCUGCUUCUACCUGAGGCUUACAUUUUCUACCAAGGAACAGAAACAAACUUCUUUUUAAUAUAAGCAGUGUAGUAUAUACAGGAAGAAAUGAGUUCCUUCUGUAACUUUAAGAUUCAUACAUGUUCCACCAUAGUCCCACAUCUUGAAGCAUAACGUAAGAAUAUGUGAAACACUACAAUUUGUGAAAUAUCAUUAGCAGACACAACAGUAGGGAAAAUGGGUUCUAGUCUGCAAAAGACAUUGGCAUGUGCUGAAUAGAUUUAUAUUUACAACAGCUUGGAUAUUAAAACUGUAUGAACAAUUUCUCCUUUUUCUUUUACAGCUGUUAUUGGCCUGCUGUAUCCCUGCAUUGACAGUCAUCUUGGUGAGCCUCACAAAUUCAAGCGAGAAUGGGCCAGUGUUAUGCGGUGUAUAGCAGUCUUUGUCGGCAUUAACCAUGCAAGUGCUGUAUCCUUAGAAUGAUGUGAUUAAUGUCCAUAUCUGGUAUAAUUAUAAUGGAAUUUAUUUUUAAAGUUCUUGUCAGUCUAUACUUGACCAACUUCAGCCGAAAUGUGGAGAAAUUCAGCAUGAAUGUGGAGAAAUGACUGCAUUUUGAAAUCCUUAUUUCUGGACUUGUGCCUCUAGAAUAGUCACUUGAAAUGGAUUGUGUGUCUCACAGCAAUGUCCUGUACUAGGAAAUGCUUUGAAGGAUCUGGGAUAAGGCUUCUUGGACUGUCACAAAGAAACCACUUGUCUGCCUAUAGUGAGACAAGGGCUUGAUAGUGGCAAGUAGGACAUUGCUGAUUGUAUCAGCUGCAUUUGCUGUUCUUAGGGCUGCAGCUGCUGUUAACACAAAUUUCUCCACUAAGGUAGCUAAAAGGUCCUGAGGAUUAGGGUGGUUUAUAAGACACAUAAAAAAUUAGUAGUGCUGUGAGUAAAAGGAGAUUUAAAAUAAAAGAACAGGUGGUAGCCAACUAAAUUUUACUCAGAGUAGACCCACUGAGUAAUCCUUUCCAUUAGUUACUCAGAUGAGACCCUAUGUUAAGUGUGUCCAUUAAUUUCAAGUGGGUUUACUCAGAGUAAAACUUAGUUUGCUACAGCCCAGCUUGUUUAACAGAAUAACAGAUCUGGGAUGUUGGGAUAGAAUUAGAUUGUCACAGACUCCACUCAAUCGGUGGUCUGAAUUUUUCACACACACAAAUCCUCACUUGUUAGUAGAGUCGAGUAGGGCACAUGCAUGAAUAUGUAGCAUUUGCCUUUUUCUCAAAUAAAGCUUGUUAGUGUUUUUGCACUAGCUUCUCCUUCAGAUAUGCCCCAGGAGUUCACUUUGAAUUUCAUUACAAGAAAAUUAGCACCUUAUUUGAAGAGGUACUAAUUUACUUGCAAUGGUCCUCGUUAUAUCUUGACAGAAGCUGUGGGAAAAAUUGUCCCCUGCAGGCUAAUGGUACCCAUUUGCUACUUUUGACCCUUGCUUGAAGUGAUUUUUGCAUUUGUAUACUGCAUAUACAGGUAUACAUGUACAAAAGAGGAAUGUAUGCAACACAAGAGACAAAUAAAAUGUGAAAGGGGUGAUGGUGUAGACACCAUCUAACAGCACUGAAGCAGAAAACUAAAUCUGGCUAUGUCUGAAGAUUGUUAUGAUGAGCAAGAAGAAACUUGUCAGACUUCAAGGCUGCAGAAUUUUCCUUAACUUUCUUCUUAGAAAUUGGAUUUUGCAAACAAUAUCCAACUCUCUUUGACCCUGGCAGCUUUGUCACUGGGUCUCUGGUGGACAUUUGAUCGUUCAAGAAGUGGUCUUGGUCUUGGAAUUACAAUAGCUUUUGUAGCUACUCUGAUUACACAGUUCCUUGUCUAUAAUGGAGUUUAUCAGUAAGUAUCCCAUCUUGUGACUUUAAAUUGUCUCACUAUUUUAAAGUAAAAAUUAGUUAAAUUUGACUUGCAUUCUUAAGCAAAGGUGUGUGCCCACUCUGCUGCUAAAAAAUGAGAGUUAUAAGCCACUCUGUCUUAAUGAUAUUGUAAUCUUGUACAAGGCAGCAGCACACUGUCUUUAUGCUAAGUGGUUGGAUCAGUUUAAGCUUGAUUCUAGGUGUGUUCCAUUGAGAAAAUAGGAAAGAAACGUUUGUGCAGAGAAGACAUGAAUUGUACAAUUUCUAUCCCUCUAAGCAUUCUGUAAGCUUUCCCUAUUUACACAGCAUGAGACGUUUAAUCCCUUUCACCACCCCUGUGGUAAUAAUACAGGAUGUGACUGUACAAAUAGAACUGUAUCUUCUACAAUCAGAUAUUUAAUUCUGCUGACAAAAUGUAAGAUGGCAGUAUCGAAAUUCACAGAACUACCACUUGUUCCAGCAUAGCUAAGUGUUCAUAUUAAAAGACAAACCUUGUUGCACAGAUAUUAAAACUGCAGGCAUGUCUCACUUUCUUAUAUCUUUCUUUAGGUAUACAUCCCCAGAUUUCCUUUACAUCCGGUCUUGGUUACCAUGCAUAUUUUUCUCGGGAGGUGUGACUGUAGGAAACAUAGGACGGCAGCUAGCUAUGGUAAUUAUCAUACAAUCUGUGUUUAGCCGUUUUUAAAAGGGAAAUUAAGUUGAUGAGUGUUAAACCUGUAUGCAGGACAUGUUAUUUGGUGACUAAUAAGAGUAACUGGUACUUUACAAGGGCGUGACCUACGUGACCUGAAGUACAUCAUCCUAGCCUUGGUCUUUUGGGUGCAUGGGAACCAACUCCAGGGGACCAUGGGUGUUUGAUCACCCACAAUAAUAUAAUUGUGGGGACCUGGCACCCACAAUGUCAAUGAGAAAAGGUGGCAGCAGUGCUGCCUCCAAGAGAGAAGCAGUUCAGUUCCACCCUCCGCAGCCAGCCAGCAAGGCACCCUUUUCCAGUGGGGGAAGCUCAGGAGCGAAGGCAGAGUCUCUCUGCCCCCAAGUCCGAGCCCCUCCCCGCAGAAAAGGGUGCCUUGCUGGCUGCAGAGGAGAAGGAAGAGGAGCUGCCGCCCACCACAAUGUGGAUGUGCAAUGUCAUACACACACACCUGCACAUAGUGCACGCGACAUCACAUGCACUACAUGCAGGUGUGUGCGUAUGACAUUCAACAUCCACGUUGUGGUGACAGGUACCCACAUAUCUGGCUCCCAUAUCCUUACUCCAGAGGCAUGCAGUAACAAAAGGCAAAUGUCAGGGAGGGCAGUGAUGGUAAGUCUCUUCCCCAUUCUCCUGGAAGUACCAACUGCUGGUGCAGGUUUAGCUUGUUUACAAGAAUGCAGUUAAGUUUCAGCAUAAUGUUAAACAUUAAACUGCAAUAACAUUUUUGGUUUUGACCACAGGGUGUUCCUGAGAAGCCUCACAGUGACUAAAUAUUUGGAUCUGCACUGAAGGCAGGCGAAGAUCAGUUCUUGAAUCUGAACUAGAAUUUUUUUCUUCUUGAAUAACCUGCGUGAGCUUCCUGCGCAAAUGACUGGUGAAAAGAUGCUUAUUCACCUUAGAGCGGCCAAGAGGUUACCUUGAUGUUUUUUCCUAGAAGCCUCUGGGUUUGACUGUUGUGUGGGAGAAGUCAGUACAGACAUAAUGCAUAGCAAGUCCAUUCUUGGUGGCUAUUCUCCCAAGUGCUAGGUUCCUGUUGGAAGUCAUUGAACCAGCUGCCAUAUUUCAAAGCCUUGAAACAAAACUUAUAAUUACAAGCUUUGUACAAGUGCCCAAAGAAAGUUGGUUGGUGCUGAAAUGUGGAGUACAUGGAUGGGUUUAAUAGGAAUAGUAUUUAUCAAAAUGUCCUUUUAACAUAGGGUUGCCUUAAAAUGAAGGCGAUUAGAGUAAAAGGUACAAUCCUUCAGAUGUUGUACGAAGGAAUAAUAACUAUAGGCACAAAUCACAGUUCCCUUGGAAAACAUUCUUUGCUUUCUCCACUGAAAUAAAGGAGAGAGGUGUAAGGAACUCUAUUUCAGUGUGCUUUGCACAGGAGUACUUAUCCGAAGUGCUUUGAUUUGUGGUUUUUGAAAACCUGUUCUCCUUGGAAGUGGGAAGCAAACUAUCUUGCAGACAGAAAAGCAAUAGGUCUGUCAGCUGCUUAUCAAACUGAUAGUGUGGUCCCUUACCACUACCCUGCUAUUGGAUACACACAGCCAAAAUUGAUUUUUGCUCAGUAAUGUAUGUCACUGCAACUCUGUUGGGCAGGCCCUCAAGUGACUUUACUGAUAAGCCUGUCCUCGGAGUGUUACACCAGCCUAAGAGGAGGGCAUUCCUAUGUGAUUCCUGUUAAACUAUAUAGCAACUGGACUAGUUUCAGGGCCCAAGCAGUAGAGGCCAUGACAGGUGCAGAGCAGGCCAACAGUGUUACUUAAGGCUUAUCUUAAAUUAUUUUUGCUUUACAGUGUGUUUUGGAGCAGAUCACUGCUUAGUGUUUUGUUUUUCGCAACCCUAUAGAACUUGCAAUCUGUGAUUGCCUUGUAAGGAAGAGUGCUUGUCACUACAAUACACAUUGGGUGUUUCUUAGUAGUUUCAUGGUGAGCACAAUAUUCAUUCAAAUAACAUAGACAACAGCUGACCUAAUGUAAAGUGCAAUGUACAGUUGAGAGAAAUCUGAGCCUUGUUGUCUCCUCUUUAGUAUUUCUUGGUGAUAUUGAAGAAGAGUUUUGGACUCAUUUCAAUGCUGCAUGGAGGCAAAAAUCAGCAAUAAUUUAUCUAGUAAUGCUAGUUUGUAUCGUCUACUAAACCCUGGUCUUAAAAGAAAUACUCCAGUCUUGUAGAUAAGGUGUACAACUGGAACUCUUUCUGACUAUUUUUCUGUAAUAGGCAGUUAGACGUUCUUCUGUUUUAGCUUCUUGCGGCUUCUCAUUUGUUUAGAUUCUAAACUGAGUCUAAAAAAAACCUUCCUCCAGUUUAUGUUCAAGGAAACCUCCUCAAAAGCAGUGUUUCUCAAACUGUUUGAACUCUGGUCUCUUUCUUAAUUGUCUGCACCUUCCAGGUCCCCCAUCCUACUGAUAGCCCUUGGAUCUUUGGUAUGUGGGUGUACAGAAUCCUUGUACACAGCAAUAUAGAUGCAUCUUGUUGCUGUGGUUCUAAGGUUCUGUGAUUGGGGUAGUAAUGCUGGCUUUUGAAAUGACUAAACAUAUUGGACUCCCUCCAAAAACCAGGCAUCUGGUGAGGAGCUGUCUCUGUUCCAAAACUCCCAUAUAUUGCCUACUAUGUGGUAGCGUCCAUGGUUACCAUAGCAGUUGACUGCCACACUAUGCUCUGUUGCUGGGAGGAAAGUGGUUCUAUCUGCUGCAAUAUAUUUUCCCCACUCUGGAAUUCCUCCCACCUCUGGUGUGUUGUGCCUUCUCGGGAGCAUAGUUUGAGAAUCAUUGUCCAAAAACUCUAGGGAUGCUUAGAAAUUAACUUCAGGGGCUUAUGGGUUUGUAAAAGCCUACUGCAAAGGAAAGGCAAGAUUUUCAAGCUCUGAAAUUCUUCUCCUGAUGGGAUUAAAAUUCAAGCUAGAGGAGAAUUGUUUUUAUAUUUCCACUAGCCCUUACAGUGCAGCAUUCCUCCAGAGAGUUACACCUUUCAUAGUCCCCUUGCACACUGCAAUCAGAUAUACAAGAUGACAGAAGGAGAGAGGUAAGAGAACAACUUUCCCAUCUCGUUGCACACAGGAGUUCAUUUCAGAUCAUCUUGUAGGUGAGCUAAGGAGUGCUCAUUCAACUCUAUCUGAAAUAUUUUUGGAAAAUGCUAAAAAAUGUUAGUGGUUUCUUUGUUCUUAAAGGGGAGAUAGGGAAGACUUGAAGCAGUAAGGUACAAACUACACUGAAGGACUUUUAUUACAGUCUGUGGUAUUACUGAAUAAUAAAUUGCAGCCUUUAUUGGUUUUUAAAAGGUUUGGGGAAACCCUUUCUUUACCAAUCUAAAUAGUCCAAUAAUGUUUCUCAAGUGAAUAUACCCACGUGAAAAUGUAUCUGCAAGACAAAAGCCACCGUAUUCUCUAAGUUUAGUUUGAGAUACUGUGGCACAGGAGGCAAAUAACUACUUUUCCAUGUCAACACCUUAGUACCCCAUGUAACUAAAGAGGACAAUUGUAACUGUAAAUAUGUAAUCAAGAAAUCAAUAAGUAUUUUAUUUGUAAAUUGGUGUUUUGACAAGACAGCCAAAAUAUACACUAGAAGUUCAAUCUUGCCAAUACUUGUAAGUAUCUGAACCAAAGUGAUCAGAAUUUGUGUUAUAUGGAAAAAUAUGCGUUGGGGGAGAAUUGCACUAUUCUGGGUUGGAAUCCUUUGAUUCUCAGACUCGGUAGUUUUUUUCAACAAUGUGUGUGAGUGGUGGUUUUUUAAAAAAAAGAAAUUAAAGGUUUCAAACAACCAUUUCUGUCUUUUGUUUACUUAGAUAUUAUAAUCCUUUUGAAUGACAGCAAUGAAUGAUCUGACUGGGGAAAGUGCUAAAACUUAAAUAACUUGUCUCAAACACUUCAUUUUAACUGCCUUUUCAGCUGUGAAGAGGCAGGUAGCUCCACAAUUAGCAUUCUAUCAAGCUAUCGAAUGCCAUGCUCUACAUCUUUAUCCAAACUGAGGCAGUUUAGUUAUGUACAAAAUUCUUACUCAGAUGCCCAAGGAUAGUCUUUCUAUCUCAUAUUGGCAUCUAACUUAUGUACAGUGGUACCUCGGUUUAAGAACAGUCCUGUUUACAAACAAUUUGGUUUACGAACUCCGCAAAUCUGGAAGUAGUGUCGAGGAAGAGUCCAUGGAGGCUAUCUUCCUUAUGGAAGCAAGCUGCGUGUCUCACCAGGCUAAAUAACCCAGUGGUGCUGGCUGCCAGGUAUCUGUCCAAAUAGCAUCUUUCUGAGUUAGCUAUUCUUGCCCCAUCAGCUAGGAGCACCAUACUGCCAUUACUUAAGGAGGACUGGCUUUCUUGAACAGCUAGAAAGAAAACUCACUUUCCACCACUGUUGGAAAGAAGUUUUAUAUUCAAGUGCUGAUGGAGGCCAGUGGACACAAGAAGGCAAACAUAGGUAACUGAGUUUGAACAUAUACACACUAGCUAUGGCAACAAAUGAUGCUUUAGACCAGGAAUAGAAAAGGCUAUAGCCUUCCUAACUGAAUGGUUUAAGGAAACAGUAGGCCAAGGCCAGAUGGCCUAACCAAUACCAGUCUCCAGUGGGAGGAACCUGUGGCCCUCCAGUUGUAGGACUGCUGUUGCCAUUUCUGAUCAUUGGCUCUGCUGCCAGGGGCUGCUUGAAGAUGUAGUCCAGCAAUAUCUAGACGAAUGUGUCCCAAAGAAAAAUUAAAACCAGCCUUAAACAGGUGUGGAUCUGACUCUUUCUAGCCUGUCCAUCUUGGUUUUGUCAAAUACUUUUUACACCCUGAAAAGCAUUUGUUGUUUAUGAAGUUCACAACUGGUGUGUUUAUGAACUUAAAAACCUUAGUUGGCAUACAGAGCUUUGUCUUUGAACAACACCUAUUAAAGGGCAACCCAACAAAAUGUAUUCUGGCCCUCAGAGGUGUUUUCGCUAGCCAUUUAUUGCAAGAAAGCCUCAGUGCUGUUAUCUCAUUGCCAUUCUGAAGAAUAUUGUAAUAGCCUGUGGAUAUCAUAAUAGCAGGUUGCCCCUUCUGACUGAGCAACUGAAAUGGUAUGCCCUGCAGUUUCUUAUAUUUGCCUGUAGGGUUAACUUGAUAAAAAUGAAGGGAGACCUUUUGUCAUGAUGAUUCUAAUGUUUCUUCAGCUUGCAAGAGCUCCCUCUGGUGACUAAUUGAGUCCAUGUCAGCUUGAAACAUCUACAGAGAGUUUGAUCCGUGCAAAAGUUCUUCAUUCCCAAAAUAUAAAGGGAAUGCUUUCUUUAACACAGUUAACCAUGCAGAGUCCUUUUCAAUCUUUCUAGGCUUCCUGUUCAAUGUAAAGCUUUCUCCAUAACUGCCAUUCUAGAAAAUGUUUAACCUGUUGGAUUCUUGUCUCCCGCAUAGCUGUUUGAAACAGAGAAAGUGCAGUAAAGAAGGGGAAAUGGCAGUUCAUUAGGAUCCUAGGGCUUCCUGUCACAUGGUGCCCAAAGAACUCAUACAAAAUCUGUCUUCUGCAAAGCACACAAUGCUAAUCCCUUUAUUUUUCAACCAAAUGGCUCAGACAAAAACAUACUAUCAUGAAAACCUCAAGUAUGAAUAGCUUUUCUCCUCUCUCUCUCUCUCUCUCUCUCUCUCUCUCUCAGGACCACCAAACUACUGAAAUGUCAAUGUUUACAAUAAAACAUGAAAUGAAGGGGGGGAUUCCUAGCUGUAUAUAACCUAAUACUUCCAUGCUAUAGAGAUGAGAGAAUGAGUAUUGUGGUGUGACAGAGCCAGUGUGGCAUAGUGUUUAGAAUGUUGGACUAGGACCUGGGUUCAAAUCCCUGCUCUGCCAUGAAAUACACUGGGGGACCUUGGGCCAGUCACUGCCUCCAAGCCUAAGCUACCUCACAGACUUCUUGUGAGGAUAAUGUAGGGAGGCCCAAUUGUGCUGUGCUGAAGGGAUGUACCUGGCUGAAGACCCUAAUGCCCUUUGGCCUGGUGGUGCAGAAGUCACUGUGAGGACUGGAUUAGUCUCCCUUCACCUUUGCUGUAUAUCAGCAGCUGAACCAAGCCCAGCCCUAACUGAGCAAUCUCUUGGCCUGUCUGAAAAGUCUGGUUUUGAAAUUAAUUGCAAGUCACUGUGUACAGGUUUAUUACUUUAGCCCAUAAAGGGGGAAAAUAGCUGCUUAUUUCAAAGCCUGAAAGCAAGGGGCUUUACCUUGGAGACACAGGUAAAGAAGAAUGUGGCAGAUGUUGUACCUGCUGACUAAAUGCGUUUUAACGGAGGCCGUCUGGAAGCAGAAGCUUCAAUAGAAAGAAGUGAAUAGCAAACAUCUGGGAAAGAUUACAAAAGGGAAAGAUUUAUUCUGUACUGAGACUGCUAAUGGGUGGGGACUACCAGGGGAGAAAAAAUUAAUUGCUUCAGUAACUGAAUGAAAAAUUAAGUUUACUUCUACUUUGGGCUCUGGAAAAAAAUUAAAUGUUUGCAUAUUCUUCUCUGAUCUUUCUUGAAUCCAGAGGAAAUGUGUCUUGCUUCAUUGUACUGGUCAGUUGGAGAAGCAGCUUGAACACCUGGAGUGGGGAAGGAAAAUGUUUAAGCUCCAGUAUUCCUGAGCUGCCUCUCCAAAGGCAUCACAUGAACCCCAAACAUCCUAGAGGGAAAUGGGCCUGCGCCACCAAGGGCAUCAACCUGGUUUCUGGUGUCACUUUUAGCACCUGGCAAACACCUCCUGCUAUCCUGUGGUGGUUUCAGCUUACUGGCAAAUUAUGGAAGUAUAAAUGCCACCAAGCAAACAGCUGCUCACAUAGGAAUUCAGACAAUAUUCCCAAACACAUCCGAAGGGUAUCCCAGAGCUACUAACCAAACUUAAUUAUAGGCCUAUCAGCUUCUUGUCAAUGGCUUCAGAAAACAGAAGUAGGAAUUGUGAUACAGCCCCCCAUUGUUACUUAAGAUGGGAUGAAGUGAACCAUGGAAAUGGUUAACAGAUACUCUCCAGCUGUUGUUUUUUGGCUUUAUUUCUUGACUUUGUACCACUGGGUAGACCAGAGGUAGGGAAGCUAGGCUAUUUGUAUGCCAACUCUCAUCAUUCCCAGAGAAGGGGAUAAAACUUGGGUUGACUAGAUGGAUCCAGGGGGAUGCUUCAUUUGAGAAGGGAGCAGUACAAUCUCCCUUGAAGGAGGCAGUCGUGCAUCUCCUCCUUAAGUAGACUUCCCUGAGAGUUAGGAACCUGGCCCUUGAUCUGUAAAGGUUUUUCCACCCCUAGUAUGUGGCAUUUGGAUGGUUCUGGGUAAUGGUCAUGGCUAUAGCCCUAAAGAGAGCAGUCCUCCUUGACUGCAAGGAGGUCAAGAUCUUACCAAGAAUAAUGAUUCCUGCUGCAUGGCUGGGCUCUUUUCUCCACAACCACAUGACAAAAAUGACUUUGAGUGCCUCAAGAGCACAAAAGCCACUGGUUGCCUUUCUCCAGUCAUUAGGAUGGUUCCUUGCUGGCUGGGGGAAGCACUUUGC